Messenger RNA from Moneuplotes crassus, 1646 nucleotides. Lineage: Eukaryota; Ciliophora; Spirotrichea; Euplotida; Euplotidae. The record is from the annotation of a GenBank genome assembly.
UGUAUAUUAAUUAAUUUAGGAAUAAAUAUGAAUCAAGACGAUCUUACGAGUGUAGCGUCUACCAAUUUUACUGGGGCUAGGAGAGCUACGGUGAUUGACCAAGCAGCAGUUGAUGAAGGUAUCAGGGCAGGAAAUAUUAACCUGGGUGACCAGAACUCUGGAAUGAUCACUGUUGGGUUUAGUCAGGAUAAUCAGGAAACAAUUAAUCGGCAAAGAGGUCUUAAUAGGCAAUAUGAUCUUGAGAGGCAAGCUAGGAGUGUUACUAUUCCAACCUCAGAUCUAGAAAUUAAAUCUCGAUUGAGAGAACUAAGACAACCCAUAACUUUGUUUGAUGAAGGUGUUGUAGAAAGAGGAGAAAGAUUGAAAAGAGCAAUUGCCGCAUUCAUGAAUGAUGAAGGUAGAAUGCCAUCUUUUACAAAGCCAAAUGAGCAAGCUGAGGUGGUAGCAAAGGAUGAAGAGUUUUAUUAUGAAGGACCUCCAGAACUCAAACAAGCGCGUAUAGAAAUAGCUAAAUAUUCUAUUCCUCUUUCUACUUUAAGAUUAGAUUUUACAAGAAAGCAGAGAAUAAUUCACGACAGACUCGAUGAUGAGUUCAAGUAUGCAGAUUAUAUCAACCAGUUCGGAACUUACGAAAUGAUGGCAUCUCAAUAUGCUGAUGAAAGAUGAGUCUCCAGAGGAGAUCUCUCUAAAGACAACAAACUCUUCGCCACUUCUGGCUGGUCAGGAGAGUCUAAGGUCUGGGGACUGCCUGAAGGUGAAGAGUACACAUUUGAUCUCUGCACUGAACUCAAAGGCCAUAGAGACAGAGUCAUUCACAUCCGGUUCCAUCCUCGCUCAACAGUUGAUCUUGACCCUGAUGGACCCAACCUUGCUACUGCUUCAGCUGACACGACAGUGAGGCUCUGGACUCUGAACCAAGAAUAUGAAAGCCAGAAGUCGAUCAUUUUCAGAGGACACGAAGACAGAGCAAACUAUGUUGAGUUCCACCCGAUGGGCACUUACAUUGCUUCUUCGUCUCACGACGAAACCUGGAGACUCUGGGACAUCGAAACUCAGAAAGAACUGAACUGCCAGGAAGGCCAUGUCGCUGCAGUGUAUCCACUUUCAUUUCAGAGCGAUGGAGCUUUGCUUGCAAGCGGAGACCUUAACGGAGUUGCUGCUCUGUGGGACCUCAGAGUUGGAAAGAACAUCCAGAGUUUUGUUGCCCACCGAAGAAAGUGCCUCUCGAUCAAGUUCUUGCCGAACUGUCACCAGUUUGCAACCGGAGGAGACGACAACCAGAUCAGGAUCUGGGACAUCAGAAAGAACAAGUGUGUCCACAUUGUGCCUGCUCACCUUCGACUAGUCAGCGGGAUCGAGUUCGAGCCAGAAGAAGGCAAGUUCAUGAUGAGCACUUCGUACGACGGAAGGUGAAGAGUCUGGAACACUCGUGAUUGGACUCCAGUCACUUCGUUAUCAGGGUAUGAGGCCAAGGUAUCGUCAGUGUCGUUUGCUAAAGAUGUGAGCUUUAUCAUCACAACAUCAUUUGACAGAACUUUUAAGUUGUGGGAACGCAAGAAGCCAGUGGAAGAGACUAAAGAGAGAGAAUUAAACCAAACUAAAGAACCUGAAGAUACUCAAAUAGUGCCAACAGAUAAUUAAAUGAG